Molecule: messenger RNA, 546 nt
Organism: Pyrenophora tritici-repentis Pt-1C-BFP
Lineage: Eukaryota; Fungi; Ascomycota; Dothideomycetes; Pleosporales; Pleosporaceae
Product: cytochrome c oxidase-assembly factor cox-16, mitochondrial precursor
Biological process (GO): mitochondrial respiratory chain complex IV assembly
Cellular component (GO): mitochondrial inner membrane
Source: RefSeq, a predicted model, not a curated record
ACCUGGACAUGCGACAACAACACCUCUCCGACCUGCGACUGCUACACACACAAUCAAGCGGCGCAUGCUUAAACCGUAACCAUGCCAGGCCCUUUCUCCUCCAAAUCCUUCAGCGCCACCCUCCCCAACUCGCUCGCCGCACGCUACCGCAAAUCGCUCCAAAAGCAUCCCUUCCUCCUCUUCGGCCUACCCUUCCUUUCCACAAUCGUCCUGGGCUCCUUCAUGUUGACACCCGCCACGGCGCUGCGCUACGAGCGAUACGACCGCAAGAACCAGCAGAUUACACAGGAGCAGGCCAUGGGCUUGAGGGGAGAGCGCAGAAAGGUCAACAUGAAGGAUGAGUAUUAUCGGUUGCAAGCAAAGGAUCUCGAGGAUUGGGAGCAACGGCGUGUUAAGCGUCUACCAGGCGAGCCGGAUGGUACGCUUGUAUGAUUUUGUGAUUGGCGAUAAAGCAUUGGGUAUGGCGUUUAGGUGCUUCACUCUGGGGAGAACAUGUUAUUAUAGGAAUGAACAGGAAUCAUAAUAUUGAGAUAAACUCUGAGAACG